GUGAUGCAGUGUAAUCGUCACUUGACAAAGUCUGCCGUAAAAAUGCUGCGCUUCCUUGCUCUGGUUUGCCUGAUUGGGUCUUCCCUUUCCCUCCCAACGAGAUCCAAAGACGAAAUUGAAUCGUUCAGCCGAUUCCUCCGAGAUGUAAAUUCGGAGAAAGAUGCCUCCACUUUUGAGGAGAACAUGAGGAAGUACCCAUGGAACAGCGCAUGGGAGAACAGCGGCAAAUAUCAGGGUGAUAUCGUCCUCACUGAGGAGGAUAUUGAAGACAUGGUUGCUGCUUUUGCCGGAGACGAUGUUACUCCAAGAAACGGUAUUGCAAGCGGCAACCGUCUAUGGCCUGGCAGAAACGUCAUCUUCCAGUUCGCUGGACACUCUGCUAACGGCCAAAACCAGAUCCGUGGUGUCAUGACCAUGUACCACGACAGGACUUGCGUCAGAUUCGUCCAGCGCGGCUCCCAGAACGACUUCGUCAGGAUUACAGACCAAAACAACGGAUGCUAUGCCCACGUAGGGUACUACCAGAACAUGGGUGCUCACACACACAAUUUGGGCAAUGGUUGCAUGCAUACCACCAUCAUUUUCCACGAGUUCGGUCACAAUGUUGGUUUCAACCACAUGCACCAGGCUCAAGUCAGGAACGACUGGGUUACCAUCAAUCUUCACAACGUACAAUCCGGUAUGCAGCACAACUUCAAUUUGGUGCCGUCUCAUUACUCCAACAUGUUGGGUCUGCCUUACGAAUACGCCAGCAACCAGCACUACGGCCCAACUGCCUUCAGUAGCAACGGCCAGCCUACUAUCGUAGCCCGUCAAGCUGGUGGUAACCAGAUGGGUCAAUCAUCAUUCAUCACCAACUGGGACUACCAGAGGAUCAACAGGCUGUACAAUUGCCCUGGUGCUUGGAGCACUGAAGUCAACAUGGAGGAUGCCAACGCACCAGUUGAGAUCCCCAGUGAUGAGGAGCUGAUCGAGCGUGGUGCUAGGUUCGCGGCUGAGGAAGAGGAAAGGCUCAGGAGGGAAGCAGAGGAAGAAAAGGCUUAUGCUGAAGUUUAAGUUUUGUAAAUAAGUCACCAACUACGUCGUGCACCGCUUGUAAUACAUGGAUUCUGA
This is a messenger RNA of Hyposmocoma kahamanoa, 1113 nucleotides long. RefSeq names its product astacin-like metalloprotease toxin 2. Gene Ontology annotation, molecular function: zinc ion binding; metalloendopeptidase activity. Bases 4 to 1056 code for a protein of 350 amino acids. The record is from RefSeq and is a predicted model, not a curated record. Lineage: Eukaryota; Metazoa; Arthropoda; Insecta; Lepidoptera; Cosmopterigidae. Gene Ontology annotation, biological process: proteolysis. The transcript has 6 exons.